AUGAAGACGAGAAGCACUUCUUGGCUUCAUCCCUGCACUGGUGAACCUGUCAAUUCUGGACACAUGAUCCGAUCCGAUCUACCCACAGGUUGGGAGGAAGGAUUUACGAAGGAAGGAGCGAGUUUCUUCAUUGACCAUAACCAGAGGACGACUACAUUCAUACAUCCAGUGACAGGCCAGAUCUCUGCUGAGAAUUCUGAUUUCAGACUACAGGACCAGACUGGCCGACACAUGCUGAAGCAGCCACAGACGACCACACGGCCCUCCAGCACCAUUAGUGAGGCCUCAACUACUGUCACCUCUUCAACUCUGGACACCACCUCAGGCUCAAAGGGAUCCAAGUCCAGUGGAAGGGUCCAUAGCUUUGGCAAACGAGAUCAUGCCAUUAAGCGGAAUCCCAGUGUUCCUGCAGUGGUACGUGGAUGGCUCUACAAACAGGACAGCUCAGGGAUGCGGCUGUGGAAGAGAAAAUGGUUUGUUCUAGCUGAUUAUUGCCUCUUCUACUAUAAAGACAGUCGUUAGUGGUGGGUGGUUGGUGGGUUUCAUUUGUCUAGCUACACUAUCGCUCCUGUGGGACCUGAAGAUCAUAUUAGCCGAAAAUAUGCCUUCAAGGCUACACACACAGGGAUGCGCUCCCUAUUUACAAUUCAAAGCUCUGUGAUUGGCUCGCAGGCGGAGCACACUGGGAUGAGGACGUACUAUUUCAGUGCGGACACACAGGAGGACAUGAAUGGCUGGGUCAGGGCCAUGAACCAGGCUGCACUGAUGCAAACCCACACAGUGAGGAGUGUACUAGACGAGUCGGAUCAACCAGACCAAGUGAACGUUUCUGAGAAACUCAAGCAGCAGGCUGUUCCUCAGACCAACCACAUCAACAGCUUCGUGAUUCCAGAACCUGAAGUUAUCCAAAGUGACGAGCUGCAGGAGGAGAAGCAGGAAGCAUUUGUUGGAGAAGUGGAGAUUCAGGUUGCUCCAAGAGAGAUGGAGCAGGCGAGGGGUAAAUCUCCAGCGAGCAGGAUAGUAGAGGUGGAGGUUUUAGCUCCAGGGUCAGCACCAGCAUCCCAAGUUCCCUCUCGAGCUCCUUCCAGGGCCGUCUCGACCCCGCCAGUGCUGAGGAACGGUACACCCGUAGAGCAGAACGGCAUGCCUGGGUAUCAGAGGGGGCCUACACCUUCUUCUCAAACUCCUGUUCAGGUACAGAGGAGGAGUGCGCUGGAGCAGGUGGAGAACUGGGUCAAAGUACACAAGGAAGAACGCCAGGGGUUUGUUUCCACUGAUGGCACAAUCCCAUGUCGGACCCCUCCCAUUCAUCCGAAGUACGGCCCAAUAGACAAGUACCAGUCUUUACCAAAGGCUGCACGGCAAAGCCCAUCAACUGCUCCCCAUCAGUUGCCCAGUGAAUACAAAUAUUCCCAUGACCGCAAUCACUUCCAGAUGACCCACAGCCACAUCCAGCGACCCUCGACGCAUGACAACACCGUGUGGCAGCUCUACGAAUGGCAACAGCGACAGCAAUAUCGCCACGGUAGCCCCACCGCCCCCGUGUACACUCCCGCUCCAGACUACUCCACAGCCGUAUCCUCCACCAGAGUCAACUCUGACAUUGCUCGCUCUAUUUCCGUGCCUCCAACCCUGGCUGACAUCCCUCCACCCGGGCCUCCUGGGUCCAGACUGCUGUCUCCACGCAGAGUCCACACACCUGCAGAACGCGUUACAGUCAAACCCCUGGAGGACAGGCCCACCGUGGAGGUGCCACCGUCAAACUCUCCUCACCGUCUGCGCUCCUAUAAGUCAGCCACAAUAGAGAGACGCUCAAUGCCUCCAUCCGGCUAUAUCACACACACAGUCAGUACACCCAGCCUGCAUGGAAAAACGCCGGAGGAGCUCACCCUUCUCCUCAUCCAGUUACGGAGACACCAGGCCAUGAUGGCAGGUGUGCGCAACAAUGCGCUGGCCCACCUCCAGCAGUUGUGUCCUCGGGUGAAGGCUGAUGACACAUACAUGCACUUGAAGAAGGACCUGGAAUAUUUAGAUCUGAAGAUGAAAAGUUUAGAGCCAUUGAUCCUCAUGGUUCACAGUGUGUUACAAACCUGCACUGCGGGGGGUUUGAGACCACUCUGGAACGUGAGUGCGACAGAGACUCUGAAAGGACGGCCGGCAAAGCCAGUGAAGGUGGCAGAAAGUGAUGUAGAUGUGACACUCAGUCGGUUGUGUGAACAAGACAAAAUACUGCAAGAGCUUGAGUUCAGACUCAGUGGACUCAAGGAUGAUAAGGACAAGCUUGAGUCUGUUCUGGAUGUGUCCCACCAGCAGAUGGAGCAGUACAAGGAUCAGCAAGCUCACGAUGAGAAGAUGGCCUACCAGCAGCGACUCCUUCAAGAGGACCUGGUGCAUAUCCGAGCUGACAUUUCUAGAGUGUCAACGGUGAAGCGUGGGUGGACACAACCUCACAGCAGGUUGGAGCAGUCAGUGGAACAGCUGAAGGACGUCCUGCAGACUCAGAUGAAUCUCUGCACAUCACCUCAGGAGAAAAAUCAGUUGAGGAGGGAGCUCUGGAGGAUAGAGGACGUGAUGACUGGACUCAGCUCAUCCAAAGAAACCUUCAAAAUCACCAUAGACUCAGUGAAGAACCCAGAGAGAAAACUUGUGCCUUCAGUGACAGAGUCAACAGUGCCUUCUCGGUGCAUGACCCCGUCCACAGUCGAGGUGCGGUCACCCCGGCGCAGUCUUACCUCCAGUCCGUUAUCACUGCCCUUGGACAAUGAGGUUUUUCAGCAUCCUUACUCUAUGCCCAGAUGGGAAGAGGAUGAUGCUCCACCCAGACCACCUUUGCCCCUCCUCUAUGAUGAGGACACACCCCCUGUUGUCCCGCCUCUACCUAAAGAAACAACGGCCAUCAGACACACUUCUGUCCGUGGCCUCAAACGACAAUCUGAUGAGAGGAAACGUGACAGAGAAAGCAGCUAUGUGAAUGGAGACUGCAGGGUGGAACUGCGGUCCUACCUGAGUGAACCAGAGCUUCCUGGAACAGGAACAGAUCAAGUGGACCCAGGCUUGACUCUUCAAAGAAGAGGCCUGUCAGGCUCCUCUUCCAGAAUAAACCAGUACGGUGUGACUUCCUAUCACUGAGAGGAGAUUCCAGCAUUAUCGACAACAGAGAGACCAAAGAGUGCCUUGGAGCGGCUGUGUUUGGGAGAGUAUCAGCCUGAUCACCUUCCGCAGAGAGGGAGGAUGAGUGUGGAGGAGCAGCUGGAGAGAAUGAAAAGGCACCAGAGAGCUCUAGUGCGCGAGCGCAAACGUAACAUGAGUCAGGGUGAGCGACAGUUCGUGAGCUCCCACGCCUCCACUCGACCGACCAGCUGUGGCCCAGGAUCACAACCAGAACAGGCCUUACCUGCUGAAUCACAGUGUCUGGGAUCAGAUGAAUGGCUGACUGUUGAGGCCCGGCCAGUGAACAUACAGGAGCUGGAGCUGGAGGCGGAGUCUGUGGACUUUGGGUUCGAUCUUACUCGAGAGCUGUCUACGCCACAGAAGGUGUCCAUCCCAGAGCGACUCAUGGAUGUGGAGUCAGAAGAAGAACUGAGUCCGGAAGAGAAGGAGACUCGUUCUCACACCAUAGCAAAGAUAAAAAGCCUACUGUCUAAGUCAAGUGUGAGGUCCAUGGAGGCAGAGCAGAUAGAUUUUAGUGAGCUGGAUAAAGAGCUGCAGCAGCAGGAGAGGAUCACGAGCGUUCAUCGCGCUCUCGCCACAGAGGAAGCAGGUCACAGGUGA
Molecule: messenger RNA, 3771 nt
Organism: Cyprinus carpio (common carp)
Lineage: Eukaryota; Metazoa; Chordata; Actinopteri; Cypriniformes; Cyprinidae
Product: pleckstrin homology domain-containing family A member 7-like
Molecular function (GO): protein binding
Source: RefSeq, a predicted model, not a curated record